Molecule: messenger RNA, 939 nt
Organism: Notolabrus celidotus (New Zealand spotty)
Lineage: Eukaryota; Metazoa; Chordata; Actinopteri; Labriformes; Labridae
Product: olfactory receptor 11A1-like
Exons: 1
Coding region: 1-939 (312 amino acids)
Biological process (GO): G protein-coupled receptor signaling pathway
Cellular component (GO): membrane
Molecular function (GO): olfactory receptor activity; G protein-coupled receptor activity
Source: RefSeq, a predicted model, not a curated record
AUGGAGAACACAACUGAGAUUUGGACUUUUGUGCUGGGUGCCUAUGGUAACAUUGGAGAGUUAAAAUAUCUGUAUUUCAGCAUAACACUGUUAUGGUACCUCUCAAUAUGUACAGCAAACACAAUCCUUAUUGUUGUUAUUUAUGUUGACAGAAAGCUGCAUGAACCAAUGUAUAUAUUACUAUGUAAUUUAUCUGUAAACGAAAUAGUUGGAAGCACAUCAUUGUAUCCUCUGUUGCUCUCUCAAAUGUUUUUAGAUACCCAUGAAGUGACCCUGCCAUGGUGUUUUUUUCAGAUGUGUUGUAUCUACACAUCUGCAUCUGUUGAGUUUUGCAGUUUAGCAGCUAUGGCCUAUGACAGGCAUGUCUCAAUCUGCUAUCCUUUAAGCUACAAUGUCAUAAUGAACACAGGUAGAGUGGUAAUGAUCAUUGUGGUUAUAUGGAUGUAUUCAAUUUUUAGUUUUCUAUUCUCGUUUUCAUUCAUUAUCCGUUUGAAAUUUUGUGGACGUAUCAUUGACAAAGUGUUUUGUGACCACCACUUGGUGAUAAAACUUGCAUGUUCAGUUUCAACUAGUAGUGACAUAUCUGACCUGAUUUUUGCUUUUGUGACUAUUGUUAUACCUUUUAGUCUAAUUUCAAUCUCUUACAUGAAGAUUUUGGCUGUUUGUCUUAGUACCUCUCAAGAAAACAAGCAAAAAGCCAUAAACACCUGCACACCACAGAUUGUCUCAGUGUCAAACUUGUUCAUUGGCUGCAUUUUCCAUUUUGUUGAUUCCAGGUUUAAAGUUGCUCAAGUGCCAGGUAAAUUGCGUAUCAUUUUUUCUGUGUAUCUCCUUGUUUGCCAACCAGUUGUCACCCCUUUCAUGUAUGGAUUUAAGCUGCCAAAAAUAAGGCAGUCAUGCAAAAGGUUUCUUGUUCAUAGAAAACAAUUACUUUUCUAA